Molecule: messenger RNA, 5896 nt
Organism: Oldenlandia corymbosa var. corymbosa
Lineage: Eukaryota; Viridiplantae; Streptophyta; Magnoliopsida; Gentianales; Rubiaceae
Source: the annotation of a GenBank genome assembly
AAGGAAUCAAAGGAUACACAAAAUAAUUCAACCAAAAAAAAAAAACCCAAAAAAAGGAGACAGAAUAUAUACAUUAUGAUAAAAAUUUUAAUAACCAUUAUAUAUAUAUCGCUACCCUUUUCUAAUAUUCACCUUUACUAUCUUUCUCUCCAACAAACCAGAAACAAGAAUUUACAUAACAAGAGCACGCACUCACACACUGAAAGCCAAUUCACCUCUUUUCUCUUCUUCUUCUUCUCUCUCUCUCUCUCUCUUCCUCCCUUUCUCUUUCUCUCUCUAUCAUUCUCAGUGUCGUCAUGGUUCCCGCCAUCGACCGCACACAAUAAAAACCCUAAUUGGAUUUUCCUCCAUCCCGUAAUCUUUUUUUUUUUAGCGUACACUUCACUCCAGGUAAAGCGUAAGGGUUACAAAUUUUAUGCUUUUUAUUAUUUGCGGUUUUUUGGCCAGUGAUUGUAAAAAUUGGUGUGGCUUUUGAUUUUUUCGGGUUUUGAUUUGAUCGGUGUUGGUGGGAUCUGGCAGGACAAAUUUUGAAGAAUCGGUUUUUUUUGAGGGCUCGAAUUUAUGUCCCAUAAUCAAUCAAGGGGUGAAAGGACCGAGUCUGCGCAAUACAGAAAAUCCGGGCGAUCGAAUCACCAUCGUAACUUCUCAGGCGGAGGCCAUAAAGGAAAUACCGGAACCGGCGGCGGCGCCACCGCCCCUCCUUCCAACACCAACAUCAACACUAAUAACAACCAACCCACUCUUUCCUCCAACCGAAGCUUUAAGAAACACCAUAAUGUGCAAGGAGGGCAACCCCGGACAGGUGCUCCCGCCGUGAAUCCUGAUUCUACUGCUCCAGCUCCUCGUGCUGUACAGAAUGGGUCUCAUCCAUCACAACAGCACUCUCAUGGAGCACAAAAUACACCAUCCACAGUUGCGGCUGUCAAACCCGCUGACGUGGUUACUCCAAAAGCCUCCCGAGCUCCAAGAGCACCAUCUUCUAAUGUUCCUUCUGCAAGUGGUGACUCCAAGAAUACACCAACUCCUGUAACUCCAUCUAAAGCUGAGGUACCUCCGUCAUACACUCUUCAAUUUGGGUCUAUCAGCCCGGGGUUCAUGAAUGGAAUGCAGAUACCUGCUCGAACAAGUUCAGCCCCGCCAAAUUUGGAUGAGCAGAAACGUGACCAGGCUCGUCGUGACUCGGUAAGAGUUCCUCCUCCUGCUAUACCAAGGCAACAGUUGCCGAAGAAAGACGCAGGUCCAGUUGAUCAACCUACUGCCAUUGAGGGAUAUCCUCCUGCCAAGCCUAAAAGGGAAGUACAAACUUCAGCGGCUCCCCCUGUGUCUCAACCACAGAAGCCAUCUGUGCUUCCUAUUCCUGGAGUGCCAAUUCAAGUGCCCUUUCAUCAGCAUCAGUUGCCUGUUCAAUUUGGGACCCCAAAUCCACAGAUUCAGUCUCAGGCGAUGUCAGCCACCUCAUUGCCAGUGCCGAUGGCAAUUCAUAUGCCCUUGCAAAUUGGCAAUCCGUCAGUGCAGCCACAGGUUUUCGUUCCAGGUCUCCAACCUCAUCAUAUGCAGCCACAGAGCAUCCUGCAUCAGAGUCAGUUUUCAUCUCAGAUGGGUCCUCAGGUCCCUGCACAGGUGGGUCCCCAUCAUAUGACUCCACAGUUUCCUCAGCAACAGGCUGGAAAGUUUGGUGGUCCUCGUAAAGCUGUGAAGAUUACUCAUCCGGACACACAUGAAGAGCUGAGGCUUGAUGGUUCUGCUUCAAGACCACAUUCUAGUCUGGCUCCUCAAUCGCAACCCAUUUCCUCAUUUCCGCCUGCUCAUCCCUCUACCUUUUAUCCUGGUUAUAAUGCUAAUCCUGUAUACUUCCCAGCUCCAAGUUCGCAUCCUUUGAGUAGUAGUACUCUCCCUCCAUCACAGCCCCCUAGAUACUAUGGUCAGGUGACAUUGAAACCCGCCGCUAGUUCUCACGGAGAGAAGGAUGCAAUAUCUUCAGUGAAUUCACCUCGUGCUCCGAAAGGAGAUCCACAGAAAUCUUUAAAGGCAUCUCAAAUGGAUGCUGAGACUUCAUUGCAGAGUUCUUUGCAACAGCCAAAGUCUGUUGUUGGCCCUACAUCUGUAACCGUGGCUGAGGCUACUAAGUCUGUGACACAACCAGGUUCUGAAUCUGGGCAGAGCCUGAUGCUGAAUUCAAUUGCUCCUGGUUCACCAAGUCCUGUCGAGACACCCUUGGGUGCAUCUUCCAUUGCUGGUAGGCUCGACUCCUCGCAAGACCAACAAGACAAGGUUGGUGAACAGUCUACUGCUGUUUCAGUUUUGCCUUCUCAGAAACCAGAUGGAGAAACUUCUGUUUCUUCUUCAACUAGUGUGGUCAUAAAAAAUCCCAGAGAGACGGGCUCUGUAGGUAUUGUAGCUGAACCUGGUGCGCUUGAUUUGAAACAGGUUUAUGCUGAGCAAGAGAUCAUGUCAGAGCCUUCAGAUAGAUUGGAUGCUCAAACUAUUGAAGAAAAUCGAGUGAAGACUGAGAUCUCUGGCAAAAACCAAGGGCAAGCAACUUUCUCUGAACAGUCCAAGAUUGUUGAAGAAGCUUUGAUGUCUAGCGCUUCAGAUUCUACUACCUUGUCCGCGGAGAAUGGUGAAGGAUCUUCCCCUCCAGGUAUUGGAAAUGCUGAAGCGUGCCCUCCGAAUGAGGGUAAAGCAUCUUCUUUAGGUGGAUUUGAGAGCACAGAUAUUGAGGAUAAUGUUAUUAGAAGUUCUUCUACCUCGAUUGAGGAGUCCAUGUCUGCUUUAGCUCCAUCUUCUGAUGAAAAUGUGGAACAUGACCAUAGUAUUGACGAGGAUAAUAAAACCCUUGCUGCUGCUGUGGCUGUCACUAAAGAUAAACUGGAGCAGAAUGUCACAAAAGGUAAUGCACCUAGAAGCAAGAAGAAGAGAAAAGAGUUGCUUAAGAAACUAGAUAGUAGUGGACCAACUUCUGAUCUAUACAUGGCAUAUAAGGGACCAGAGGAGAAGAAAGAAGGUGCUCUCACUGCAGAAACAGUGGAGAGCACCUCCAGCAAUAAUUUGGAGCAUCUAUCUUCUGAAGUCUCUCGUACAGAGAUCACCAAGGAUAAAGCAGUCCAGGGUAAAUUAGAGCCUGAUGACUGGGAAGAUGCUGCUGACAUAUCUACUCCAAAAUUGGAGACUCCUGAAAAUGAAGAACGGGAGGGUAAAAGUGCUGAAUUGAAUAGUGAAGUCAUGACCAAAAAGUAUUCUAGGGAUUUCUUAUUAAAAUUUGCAGAGCAAUUUACUGAACUGCCUGAGGGUUUUCAAGUAAUACCUGAGACAGCCGAAGCAUUUGUUGUUUCUAAUAUUGGCACUCCUCGUGACCCUUAUACUCCUGGAAGAAUAAUCGACAGGCGUGUAGAUCGCCGUCCAAGUAACAUAGGUGAAGAGGAUAAAUGGAACAAGCCUCUUAUGCCUGGGCGUGAUGGGCCUAAUGUGGUUACGUAUCGGCCUAGUCCAAUGCCUGUGUUGAGGUACCCACGACCUCUUGUGUAUCCAGGGGUCCUUCCUGGGCAAAACCCAGCUAUGGUGCCGCAGGUUGGUUUACCAAGGAACCCACCUGACGCUGAUAGGUGGCCACGUGCAUCACAUUUUCAGAAGGGUUUGAUUCCUACUCCACUACAGGUAAUGCACAAAGCAGAGAGGAAAUAUGAAAUUGGUAAAGUAACAGACGAGGAACAAGCCAAACAAAGGCAAUUGAAAGGAAUUUUGAACAAGCUUACUCCUCAGAACUUUGAAAAAUUGUUCGAGCAAGUUAAACAAGUAAAUAUUGACAACGCCAUCACCUUAACUGGUGUGAUUUCUCAAAUAUUUGACAAGGCUUUGAUGGAGCCGACGUUUUGUGAGAUGUAUGCCAACUUCUGUUCUCACCUUGCUGUGGGGUUACCUGAUUUAAGUGUGGAUAAUGAAAAAAUUACGUUUAAGAGAUUACUCUUGAACAAAUGUCAAGAAGAAUUUGAAAGGGGAGAAAGAGAGCAGGAGGAAGCUAACCAAGUUGAUGUGAAAGGUGAAGCCAAGCAGUCUGCGGAGGAAAGAGAGGAGAUGAGACUACGGGCACGGAGAAGAAUGUUGGGUAAUAUUAGGCUUAUCGGGGAAUUAUACAAGAAAAGAAUGUUGACGGAGAGAAUUAUGCAUGAAUGCAUAAAGAAAUUGUUGGGUCAGUAUCAGAAUCCUGAUGAGGAAGAUGUUGAAGCUUUGUGCAAAUUGAUGAGUACUAUUGGAGAAAUGAUUGAUCAUCCAAAAGCGAAAGAGCAUAUGGAUGUCUACUUUGAUAUGAUGGAGAAACUAUCAAAUAACAUGAAAUUGUCUUCACGGGUCAGGUUCAUGCUGAAAGAUGCCAUUGAUUUGAGAAAGAACAAGUGGCAGCAGAGGAGGAAAGUUGAAGGACCGAAAAAGAUUGAAGAGGUACACAGAGAUGCUGCUCAAGAGCGGCAGGCACAAACCAGGGGUCUGGCUCGUACUCCAAGUAUGGGUCCCUCUGUUAGAAGGAGCCAGCCUACUGAUUUUUCUCCCAGAGGGUCAAAUAUUUUAGCUUCCCCAAGCUCCCAGAUGGGCGGUUACCGGGCUGUGCCACCGCAGAUCCGGGGUUAUGGUGGUCAAGAUGUCAGGAUUGAGGAGAGACAUACUAUGGAUAAUAGAACUUUGUCUGUUCCCUUACCACAGAGACCGCUUGGUGAUGAUGCCCCAUUUUUGGGACCCCAAGGGGGUCUUGCACGAGGGAUGUCAUUUAGGGGGCAUUCUGCUUCUCCAGGAAUUCAGUUGCCUGAUAGUGGAGAGACUAGGAGACUUGGACCUGGGCUUAAUGGUUACAAUCCCGUUUCCGAACGAACUGCUCAUUCCUCAAGAGAGGAUCCAGUGCAAAGAUACAUGCCAGAGAGGUUUGUCGGGCCAUCUGCUUAUGAACAAUCAAGUGCACAAGAGUGGAGCAGUCCUUAUGGGAAUAGAGAUACUAGGAAUCCAGAUCGGGGUUUUGAUAGAUCUCUCCCCUUGUCUCCUCCUGCACAAAGUAUGGGUGCACUCACUCAAAACGCUGUUUCUGAAAAGGUGUGGCCUGAGGAACGGUUGAGGGAUAUGUCCAUGUCAACAAUUAAAGAGUUCUACAGUGCAAAAGAUGAAAAUGAAGUUGCUUUAUGUAUAAAGGAUUUGAAUAACCCUAGUUUCUACCCGUCAAUGAUUUCUCUUUGGGUCACGGAUUCUUUUGAGAGGAAGGACAAGGAGAGGGACCUCUUAACGAAGCUUCUCAUCACACUGACAAAAUAUCGAGAAGGCCUAAUAAGUCAAGAUCAACUCAUCAAAGGGUUUGACUCUGUACUGAUGACAUUGGAAGACGCAGUAAACGAUGCUCCAAAGGCGGCAGAAUUUCUUGGGCGCAUUUUUGCUGGAGUGAUCUUGGAGAGUGUUGUACCUCUUGGUGAGAUUGAACGAAUCAUACACGAAGGUGGAGAAGAGCGAGGGAGACUUGUAGAAAUAGGACUUGCAGCCGAAGUUUUGGGAACCACCUUGGAGGUAAUUGCAUCUGAAAGAGGGGAUUCUGGAUUGAAAGAGUUUCGGUCAGGCUCCAGUUUAAAGUUGGAAACAUUCAGGCCUCCAGGUUCCAACAAAUCAUGGAGAAUAGAUAAAUUUAUUUAGUGGACAGUGAUGCUCAAUUGUUUGGGUAGUAGAAGCCUUUGUCUUAGGUUUAGGUUACCUUCUUUGAGUUUGCAGAUAGAGAUAUAUAUUAUAUAUAUAAAUAUAUGUUCAUGUUUUUAUUGAGGGCUGAUGGGAAUGCCUGGGGAGGGGGUUGCCUGGCAUCUACUUUGUUACUAUUAUUUUCUAGAAAUUAACUUCAAUAUAUAAAUGAUGAUUGAGCAUACAAUUCUUGGCAACC